AGUAAGUCCUUAUACUCCAGGAGCGCGCGGCCUGCACAUCCACCAUCCUGCAAGCGCGCGUGUGGGUGACAACCGCAUUAGAGAGAGUCAGCAGCGAGCUGCAGCAGAGACAGAGAGAGAGAGAGGAGGGGAAGAGAAAGAAAAAAAUCAAGGAAAGUGAGAAUAAAAGAUGUGCGAGAAAAAGCAGUAGAAGAGCUAACGACAGACCCUAGCGCUGAUCACUUGUCCAACUCGCCUCGCCGUCGCGGUGCUUGAUCAGCGCGGCUGUUCCUUCCCCCUCCCUCCGCUGCUCCAGUAUAUUGAACACAGAAAGCUCGGCAGCAGACGACGAGGGAGCGACGACAGCUGGCUUUCCCUGGCCAGCAAUCACUUUUUUUAAUUUUCGCUGCGGCCAUCAGAGAAAAGCAGAAGUGCCUCGCGAGAGAGUUCAGCGUGGAACGCCAUGCACGUGUUCAGUCAAGUCUUGACCUCCUGUCUCCUGCUGGGGUCAGCGCUCAGCAUCCUCGCAGACGACACAGGUGCCGCAGCAGCGCUGCACGUCACGCAGACAGAUAUAGCCUCGCCGCACGGCUAUACGCGCGCUGCCUUCUCGCUUGCAUCUGCUGAGGAUGGGGGUCUGCGGCGACCCGGCGACAGCGACGCCAGCCACCAGGUUCAGAACGCACUCCUGCGAGCCCCAGCGCCCCAGCUCCCCGUUGCCCCUCAAGCCCCUCCACUUCUAGACGCGCAGUCUAGCGAGCUCGCGCAUCCUCCUCCCUCAGCAAUGGCCCAAAGCCUCGCUUACAGACUUUCUUACCCCGCAGACGAGACCCUCAUGACUGGCGACCCUGCGACCAGAGUUGACGCCCCUUUCGAACAGUCUCACUUUAGGGAGUCGAGAAGCGUGGGGUCCCGCCAAACGGUAGAGCAGCCUCUGAGCAUGCGCGCUAGCGGCUUCGCUGAUGACACUUUGAGCGAGCAGCAUGUAAUCACAAAGCGCAGCAGCUACACGGCGCCAUAUUUCGUGGGCAAACGCUCCCUCGACGACCGCGGCGACUUCUUUCGGGAAAACGAAACUCACGAGGAAACGGAAGAUGACGACGAUGGUGAGCAGGUGAUGGAGGUGGACGAGGCGGAGGAUGCCGAAGACAAACGAGGUCGCCCGAUGUUUGUGGGUCGGAGGGCAGCACCUUUGUUCGUGGGCAAGCGGCCAUGGUCGGUGGCGCUGGAGGACAAGCGGGGAGCUCCUCUCUUCGUAGGCAAACGCAAAGCGCCUCUCUUCAUCGGGAAACGCAGGCAACUAUUAUUUGUAGGAAAGCGGCGAUCGCCUCUUUUUGUGGGCAAACGCCGAACCCCAAUGUUUGUGGGCAAGAGAACCCCUAUGUUUGUGGGCAAGAGGGGAAGCCCCUUGUUCGUGGGUAGGAGAAGAACCCCACUGUUCGUAGGCAAACGGGGCAGGCCUAUGUUCGUGGGCAAGAGAAGAACCCCGAUGUUUGUGGGCAAAAGGGAAGCUCCGAUGUUUGUGGGCAAGAAGGCUAGGCCCAUGUUCGUGGGCAAGCGCGAGAACCCAAUGCUUCAGAGAAAUCCAGAGGUUUCGGAUGUCGCAGGACAUGACCCUGCAUCGUUUGUCGGAAGGAGCGAAGAAGCGACAGCGGAAAACAAUGAGUUCAGCGCCCCUGUCCUCGACGACGAAAUUGGCGACCCUUUUGCAGAGGAGCAAGAAGAAGAGGAGGAGGAGGACAACGGCGAGCUCGACAAGAGGUACAGCGUCCCUUUGCUCGUGGGCAAGAGGCAGGAAGAGGACAUCGGACAGCUGCUGGCCACACUUCAAACUCUUCAAGCCGCCCGCAACUACCGACGAAUGAUUCAAGCGGACAAGCGAUACAACGCUCCUUUCUUCAUCGGCAGGCGAGACAGCCAGACGUCCAGCCAGCCCGUCGAGGGCUCUGGCGUCGAGAAGGACAGCGCGCUCAUGCGGUAACCCAGUCAGCCACCCGGCACCCGAACAGGUACCAGCGGAGCUGUUCGCGUACUAAUCCCUUUUGCGCAUGCGCGUACUGGACGAGACAGACACUCAUGUUAGAAAUUCUGUGACGUUGAGUAAAACGAAGUAAAACCCUUGGGAAUAACUGUCUCUCUGUCUCAAUCUCUCUAUUUCUGUUUCUUUGUACCUGUCUCUCCUCUCACCUUUCUCGACUGUGCUCAAAAAACUUUUUAUCGACUCUCUGCUUCUGACAUUAUGUCUUCGGUAGCUUCUUUUUAAAAAAAAAAAGAGAAAGAAAGCAAACUGAACUCAUGACUCUGUUUGGAAGGAUGUUAAAAUGUGUUCUUUUUUCUUCAAACUAAGCUGUAAUUCCUUGAAAAGAGUAGGAGUGUUGAUGGUAAGUUUGCGGAAUUUCAGCCACAGCUGUACAUACGAAUUUUUUUUAAAAGUUCCAAACUACUUGCGGCUUUUGCAGUAUGAUCCUACAAAGAAGUACAUUUCUCGUGGCCACUAUUAAUGGACGCAAAUAAACUAAGGGAGGAAGUCUGA
Molecule: messenger RNA, 2512 nt
Organism: Pomacea canaliculata
Lineage: Eukaryota; Metazoa; Mollusca; Gastropoda; Architaenioglossa; Ampullariidae
Product: MIP-related peptides-like
Source: RefSeq, a predicted model, not a curated record